Messenger RNA from Morus notabilis, 440 nucleotides. RefSeq names its product heavy metal-associated isoprenylated plant protein 31. Gene Ontology annotation, molecular function: metal ion binding. The record is from RefSeq and is a predicted model, not a curated record. Bases 1 to 408 code for a protein of 135 amino acids. Lineage: Eukaryota; Viridiplantae; Streptophyta; Magnoliopsida; Rosales; Moraceae. The transcript has 2 exons.
AUGGUGGAAGUGAGAGUUCCAAACCUUGACUGUGAGGGAUGUGCUUCAAAGUUGAAAAGAGCUCUUCUAAAGCUCAAAGGUGCGGAAGAAGUGGAAGUUGAGAUGGAAGCACAAAAGAUAACAGUUAGAGGGCAUGCAUUGGAAGAGAAAAAGGUCCUAAAGGCAAUUAAGCGUGCAGGAAAGGCAGCUGAGCCGUGGCCAUUUCCAGGGCACUCUCACUUUUCGUCAUUCUACAAGUACCCAAACUACAUUGUCAACCAUUACUAUGAUCCAUAUAGAAACGGCCCCACAAACGGCGUCCACACUUUCUUCCAUACCCCGGCGGCUUAUUCCGUCGCCGUGGCAUCCGACGAGGCCAUCGCUUCGAUCUUUAGUGAUGACAAUCCACAUGCUUGUACUAUUAUGUGAUCAUAUGGUCUUGUGCUUGAGGGGAAGGAAUA